Messenger RNA from Solanum verrucosum, 415 nucleotides. RefSeq lists its product as uncharacterized. NCBI's taxonomy places the organism in Eukaryota, Viridiplantae, Streptophyta, Magnoliopsida, Solanales, Solanaceae. The transcript has a single exon. The record is from RefSeq and is a predicted model, not a curated record. Bases 64 to 348 code for a protein of 94 amino acids.
UUUCUUUGCUUGUUAUUUGUUAGCAAAUUGCAAGUUAGAAGCAACAAUACACCAACGGCAACGAUGAUGAUGUCAAUUUUCAGUCCCUUUGAUGCUCUUUCUGCUGAGGUUUGUGGGCAGAAGUUGAGUUUUUCUAAAGCACUCACUACUCAUGACAAAACACAACAAGGCGUUGGAACUCUUGUAACAAAUAGCCAAGCCGUUGCUUCUCCGCCGUCUACUUCUUCUAUUGCUGUUCUGAACAAGGCCGGAGAGGCAUCAUCUUCGUGCCAAAAUCAGCAGAAGAGGCAGAGAUUCGCUCUGGAAUUUGACGGUGUUCACUGUUUCGAAACUAUCAUUACCUAUUGAUUUUUGUUUUUACUAAAAUUACGAGAUUGAAAACUGAUUAUGAUAUAUACAAUUUUUUGGAUUCGGA